Molecule: messenger RNA, 708 nt
Organism: Salvia hispanica
Lineage: Eukaryota; Viridiplantae; Streptophyta; Magnoliopsida; Lamiales; Lamiaceae
Source: RefSeq, a predicted model, not a curated record
AUGUUCUCGAAAGUCGAGCUGAACAAACUCUGGCCUUCCAAAAUGGACGAAAAUUCAAUCGCUCUCCGCAGUACAGCCAACAAUAACUUCUGCCGCAUACGAUAUAUUCCUGCUCUCCCUUACUAUCUUAGCGCAGACGUCCCGAUUAUAACCAAGGAAGCCAUAAUCAAAGUGGAAGAGCCCGUGCUGGGACGGAAGAUCUACAAUGUGGUGUAUCAGAUGGAGUAUGCUCGGAUUUUCAACGAGGCGCCUUAUUUGGCAGGCUCGGCCACGCUUAUUAAUGACAAAGAUGACAUGGCUUCGAUGCAAGCAUUGGUUUCGUAUACAGACGAGAGAUCAUACACUUUUAGCCGGAGCCUGUCGCUGAGUGCGGGGGUCAGCACCACCAUCGAAGCGGGCGUGCCCUUCAUUGAGAAGGCGUCGAUUACGGUGAGUUAUGGGAUAAGUGGGACAUUCCAGUGGGAGGAAACGACAACAACGACGAAGAUGGUUCAAGCGAGUGCUACGGUUCCUGUGCCGGGGAGGACUAGUGUGACGCUUGAUUAUGUGGGAACGAGAGGGACUUGCAAUAUUCCUUAUUAUUACACUCAGGAGGAGAAGAGUUCUGCUGAUGCCCAGAUUUCUUAUGCUGAUUUGGUUGAUGGUAUUUACACUGGCGUCAAUUAUUACAACUUCAACUUUCAUGUUAGAGAUACCAAGUCACUUUGA